Molecule: messenger RNA, 2316 nt
Organism: Octopus sinensis (East Asian common octopus)
Lineage: Eukaryota; Metazoa; Mollusca; Cephalopoda; Octopoda; Octopodidae
Product: ubiquitin-associated protein 1
Exons: 9
Coding region: 300-2078 (592 amino acids)
Biological process (GO): ubiquitin-dependent protein catabolic process via the multivesicular body sorting pathway
Cellular component (GO): ESCRT I complex
Molecular function (GO): ubiquitin binding
Source: RefSeq, a predicted model, not a curated record
GAGAGGGGGGCACCCUCUAGUGAUGGAGACAGGAAAAUACACACUAGUUGCUAGCAAGGGGUAGAUAACUCUUGCCUCUGACGUCAGACAAACAUGGAGGCUUAUGUCCUUUCUCGACGUCCAGAGAUGUUUUGAUGUUUCAGGGAUCAAGACUGUUCCAAGUCCAUAACAAGUAAGCUGGGAUCUAUAAUAAUUCAUCCCAGAGGUUGGCUUCAAUUAUUGCCAUAUUUGAUGGCCUAUAAGACAGAUGAAAUUACAAGAUGCAUUUUCAGUUUUGUAAUUCUGUUGCUCAAUGAAGGAUGGAAUCUGACAGGUCAUCCCGUGGCAUAUAUGGUUUGGCUUCUGCUAACUCUGCCCUUGAUGGCAUCCCUUUUAGAAUUGGGACCACUUUUAAAGUGCCCAACAAGGUUUCUAUUCCUAAGGAACUCCUUCGCCGACGAAAUCGUAGUGCCCUUGCUGAUGAGUAUUUCUUUCACACUGAAGAAGGUGUUAUUCUCUGGGCAAAAGCUCAGCAACAGAUGAAGAAAAACAGAGAAGCUACCUUGAAAGAAUACCAUGCUCAGAAAAAGAAUGCUCAAAGUCGACUGAAGAAUCCUGUUCCCAUGCCUUUAGCAUCCGAAGGUGUGUACGUUAAUAUUCAUAUGGCCGACAAAAUUCUCACACCAACACCAAUCAAACCGAGUGUCAAUGCAUUUCACACAGAUAACCCAACCAGUAGCACAAAAUCACAGAUAGAUGUCACACAGUUUGAGCAGGAGGAUGACCCAUUUGAAAAUGUUGAGCGACAAGUAAUCAACGAAUUUGAAGAACUGAACCAAGUAUUUCAGAACUCUGCCGAGUCACUGGAGUCACCAGAAGGGAACUAUGAGAAUGUUGUUAUUAAUAAACCUCCAUUACCAUUACCAGAUAGCAUUGUUGCAGGAACUGAUAGUGCAUCACCCAAUCCUGUUCCUGCAUUACAACCAAUAACUGCCGAAGAACCUUUGGCAAACGAUGAAGGUUCUACUGUAGAAAUUACUAGAAACAAGUCUGAAACAGAUUUCCAAGAUGGGGAAAACACAGAAAGAAACAUUGUUUAUGGUAAUUUACCUUACCGUAAAAAAUCCACUUCCAGUUCCCAGAAAAAACGAGAGAGCAAUAAUUACGUAAUGGUCUCUUAUGCAAAUGGUCGUUUGGUGCAUGAUGCAACAAAAUUAACUACAAAACAAUUAUCAUUAGAUGAGGAAUCAAAACCUAAUUUUGUAUCUAAUUAUUUCAACCAGAAGUUCUCUGCCAGUCAGGAGAACACUGGGAGUAUUCUUGACCCUAAUCAACUGAAUGAAAGUAUUUACGAAAACCUUCCCAUUUCUAGCACGGACAAUUAUGAAAACUGUCUUUUACCACAGAGGUCGAGACAUUCUGUAGCGUUUGAUGUUGACACAACUGUUAACCCUCCAGCUAUCCCUCCCAGAACAGAUUUAACCAAAUUGCGUAGUACCCACAGUACACCAAAUAUCCAUCAAGCGUCAUCUGAUAGAGAUGCUGAGACUGUUUCCCCCUUCCAUUCCCCUUCUAAACCAGCUCCAAGAAAGCAAAUUAAGUCUCCAGCAUCUCCAGUACCGAGGAAACAGUCUUGGAGUCGGCACUCUCCACUACCACCAAUCCGAGCACGGUCCAAUGGCCAGGUGUCACAGGGCUCGGUAGACACAAGCUGUAGUGAUGACAGUCCCACAGAUUACACUCAGGCUACUGACCCAUUCUCUGCAUUGUCACAAGAAGCUCAGACGUUUGCCCAGCAAUAUCUUUCCAUGGGGUUCCCUCGGGCCAGAGUUGCGAGGGCUGUCCAAAAAUUAGGAUUACAAGAAAAAGAUGUGAUUGAUCAUCUGUGUAUGGUUGACAAACUGGGAGAAGGAGGAUAUGAUCCACACUUGGUUGAAGAUGCUUUACAUUUAUUUGAAAAUGAUAUCCAAAAAGCGGAAUGCUACUUGCACCUUCAUCAACAAUUUGUGGAACUUGGAUUUCAAAAACCAAAGAUCCAGCAUGCAUUAGUUACUUCCAAGCUCGACAGUGACAAAGCUUUGGACUUGUUAACCACCUAAAAGACAUUGUUUGUAGAGGAAGGGAUGGGGGAGGGAGUGGGCAGGGGAACAAAACAUAAUAAACACAAUUACAGAAAAAAAAAGAAAAAAAUGAAUACAUACAACACAGAGAAUCUAAAUCUACUGUGUAACUUGGUAAACAAAAUCAAAGAUUCCUGCAUCAUUCAAUUUUCCUUUUUUCUUCAGUUCUUCUGUUGGAUAUUAAAUUUAACACCUGAAAGUAAUGACCAACCUCAAA